Cantharellus anzutake is the source of this 486-nucleotide messenger RNA. RefSeq lists its product as uncharacterized. Bases 1 to 486 code for a protein of 161 amino acids. NCBI's taxonomy places the organism in Eukaryota, Fungi, Basidiomycota, Agaricomycetes, Cantharellales, Hydnaceae. The transcript has 2 exons. The record is from RefSeq and is a predicted model, not a curated record.
AUGUGGAGCCCGCCUGGUGAAUAUGGUGUCCCAAGGAACAUUACGAUAGAAGAGAUUGUGGACGAUUACUGCAUCCUACCAUCUCAAGCUACUUCAGGACACGUCAAGGGCCCAAACACCAGUAACACAAUUAAAAUUGUGUUAUGGGCUGCCGAACAUCUUCCUCCAAUAACUGUCAACCCUCAAACUUCUGCAUAUUCGGGAGAAAGGCCUAGCGCUUCAGCAGGUGCGAAUGUAGCAGCACCUCUUCUUGACCCCACUCCGUUCAUCACGCGCGGGCGCUCUGAAACCGAUCUUGGCCUCUCCCCUCCGAGCUCGCUGGUGGGGGCAAAGGGUCAAGGCACCGACCCUCUCUGGAUGGUCCGUCCUCUCACUGCCGUAUGUUCAUGGGAACUGGCCAAAGGGCUGGCUGCUGCGAUUCUGGACGCACCUCGUGCCAACUCUUCCGUCACCACCCACGACUCCAGCCCCGCCUCCCCGGAAUGA